CUCAUCAAGCAUAAGUCACUAACAAGAAUCAACACAUACAACUCAUAACAUAAUUAUUCACUUGAAUCACUUCUGAAUAAUGCAAAUUCGAUCAUCAUCAUCUUCUUCAAUUUUCUUCUCCUUUGUUUAUGCUGAUGAAACGGCACAAAUGAUCACAAUAACUAGUGUAGUAGUAGUGUUGUUAGUGGUGUUGCUUCAGAGGCGGUUGCACCGGAAAAAGCAAAAACGAAAGUUACCGCCCGGUUCCAUGGGCUGGCCUUACAUCGGAGAGACACUCCGCCUCUACACAGAGAAUCCUAAUUCCUUCUUUGCCACCCGCCAAAACAAGUACGGAGAGAUCUUCAAGACGCACAUAUUGGGAUGUCCAUGUGUGAUGAUAAGCAGUCCAGAGGCGGCUCGAAUGGUGUUAGUAAGCAAAGCACAUAUGUUCAAGCCAACUUAUCCUCCUAGCAAAGAGCGUAUGAUUGGACCAGAGGCUCUCUUCUUCCACCAAGGUCCUUACCAUUCUACACUCAAGCGGCUCGUGCAGUCUUCCUUCAUGCCUUCUGCUCUCAGACCAACCGUCUCUCACAUCGAGCUCCUCGUCCUCCACAUCCUAUCUUCUUGGACAUCCCAAAAGUCCAUCAACACCCUUCAACACAUGAAACGAUAUGCAUUCGAUGUGGCGAUCAUGUCAGCGUUUGGAGACAAAGAGGAGCCCACUGAAAUCGAAGCAAUUAAGCUUCUCUAUCAACGCCUCGAAAAGGGUUACAACUCCAUGCCUCUAGACCUACCUGGCACACUUUUUCAUAAAUCCAUGAAGAAAGCAGAAGAGAAGAAGGAGGACUAUUGGGUGUACUUCUCGGCGCAAAGGAUCAGAAACGCAACGAUCGCCGACAACAUCAUCGGUGUAAUCUUUGCCGCCACCGACACCACCGCUUCUGUCUUAACUUGGCUUCUCAAGUACUUACACGACCACCCCGAUCUCCUCCAAGAAGUCACCAGGGAACAAUGCGGCAUUCGACAAAAAAUAAAGGAAGAAAACCGAGGAAUCUCGUGGGAGGAUACAAGAAAAAUGCCACUGACCACAAGGGUGAUACAAGAGACACUAAGAGCAGCAAGUGUAUUGUCCUUUACGUUUAGAGAAGCAGUACAAGACGUCGAAUAUAAAGGCUACUUGAUCCCAAAAGGUUGGAAGGUCCUUCCUCUUUUCCGGCGAAUCCAUCACUCUCCCGAUUUUUUCCCCGAACCGGAAAAAUUCGAUCCUUCUAGAUUCGAGGUGGCACCAAAACCUUACACGUUCAUGCCGUUUGGAAAUGGAGUGCACUCAUGUCCAGGAAGUGAGCUGGCUAAACUUGAGAUGCUUAUCCUCCUUCACCACCUCACUACCUCCUUCAGAUGGGAAGUGGAAGGAGGCGAUGAAGGAAUACAGUAUGGUCCUUUCCCUGUGCCCAUGAAUGGUUUACCAAUAAGAGUCACCCCAAUUUGAGCCCAAGGCAUAUAUUUGGGGCUCUUUUUUUUUUUUUUUUUUAUCUCUAAUAACACACAUGCUUUAGUUGCUCUCUUACCGGUAGAUAAUUUUUUUUAAACUUUAAUCUAUCUCAUUUUAAAUAUUGGCCACCAAUUUGGCUCGUUUUAUUUUGUAAAAAUGAAUUGUUCCCCCCAAAAUCCUAUGUAAAGUUGCAAUUUAAUGAAUUUUAUUUUAGUUACUUGCUUGGACCAGAUGAAAUAUCUUCGAACUC
This is a messenger RNA of Thlaspi arvense, 1721 nucleotides long. The record is from the annotation of a GenBank genome assembly. Lineage: Eukaryota; Viridiplantae; Streptophyta; Magnoliopsida; Brassicales; Brassicaceae.